Messenger RNA from Talpa occidentalis (Iberian mole), 2308 nucleotides. RefSeq names its product anaphase promoting complex subunit 13 (gene ANAPC13). The coding region runs from base 206 to 430 and encodes 74 amino acids. The record is from RefSeq and is a predicted model, not a curated record. NCBI's taxonomy places the organism in Eukaryota, Metazoa, Chordata, Mammalia, Eulipotyphla, Talpidae. Gene Ontology annotation, biological process: protein K11-linked ubiquitination. The transcript is spliced from 3 exons. Gene Ontology annotation, cellular component: anaphase-promoting complex.
UUACUGCGCCCAGGCCAGCGCGGGGUGGGCGGAGAGACGGGUAACCGCGCUCCGCCUGGGUCUAGGAGAAGAUUUGGGGAAGGAGGCGACCCAAGAGCUACGUUUUUAGACUGACGAGGAGUUAGCUGGGGGAAAAGGAAGAAUAAAGAGACUUCCAGACUCUGGGACUGCCACAUGUAUCUGACAAGAUUGAAACUGCAAGAGAAUGGACAGUGAAGUACAAAGAGAUGGAAGGAUCUUGGAUUUGAUUGAUGAUGCUUGGCGAGAAGACAAGCUGCCUUAUGAAGAUGUUGCCAUACCACUGAACGAGCUUCCUGAACCUGAACAGGACAACGGUGGCACCACAGAAUCUGUUAAAGAACAAGAAAUGAAGUGGACAGACUUAGCCUUACAGUACCUCCAUGAGAAUGUUCCCCCCAUAGGGAACUGAUCCCUGACUCCUUUUUCAUUGAUGGAUUUGGAAAAAAAAAUACAUAGAUGCAAAAAUUUUUUUCUGUCUCCUAAUUCAGAUCUUUUAGUGGUAGAUCAGAAAAUGCAUGCCUGCUUAGUUUGUAGCGAAAAAGUACAAUGUAGAAAUCCUUACAGAGGGAGAAACUGAUUUGAUACUUCUUAGGAAUGCAGCGUAUUUGGCUCUUUGAACCUAAGUUUUUCAUUCACUAGCUUGUAUUUGAACAUGAUUUGGAUAAAUAUUUGCCUUUAAUUCUAGUUUUGCUUUACUAUCAGAGUUUAGCACACUACUUAUGUGUGUCCUGUGACACAGGUGAUUAAAGAUAUGAGAGGAAAAGGCAAAGAGGAGCUGAUACAAGAAUUAUUGACUUCCUGUGUACCCCGCCCUAAGAAGCAAUCUAAGUGAAUGUGAGUGGAGCUUGUAGAUAUAAUGGAUAUGUAAAGAACCCACUCAUUGACUGCUAGGAUUCCUAAGAUUCCCCAAGGUAUUUUCAAACUUUGAAUACGUUUACCCAUUAAAAAAUUGUCUGAUAGUUACCUCUGCCCUAUGUCCCUACAGCCUCCUUUGGUGCCCCUGGAAUAAGAUCUUUGACUACUUGGAACACUGGUUUUAUCCAGUGACAUGAUACAGCCCUUGAAGAUAUAACUGAAACACUGUGAACUCAGUGGUUAUACAUUUGUCUAAGAAUUUGUAUUUUGCAAAACACAUUCACAGACGUUUAUCUCCUGGAAUUGUUUGCCUGGGUAAAGUAGUGUCUUUCUUGUCCUCUACCCAGAUUGUAAACUCUGCAGGAAGAGUUCAUGCCUUAUAUUUCUAUAUCCCUCAUUGAAAAAUGCAUAAAAAACAAAUUAACUGAUUUUUGGUUUUCAACCAGAAACAGUUGUAACAACUCUUCGGUAAUCCAGAAAUAUGCAGGCCAAUCUUACUACACAUCAAUAUCCUGCCUAGAAUCAUUCAUCUCAGAAUAAAGACCCCACAGUGCCUGUCCUUUGAUAACUGAAGGAAAAAACAGCCCAGUCCUAGACCUGAAGCUGACACUGAGUCUUCCAGCUGUGGCAAAGACACCCAUGCAUUGGGGCCACCACCUUCAAGGGCCCUGUUGGCAUCUAAGGCUAGCAAUAGCGACCCAGAAGGACUGAAGAGUAGAGGUCCUCACCCACUUGAAGUCAUUCAUGAGUGUGCUAAUGCUUGUGAGUCUCCUUAAGAGACAAAGGACACCCCAGUGUCCACAUAUUUCUAAUUGCAGCUGCAAUACAGCGCAGUAGAACUGAAAAGGUUUAAUUUGGAAAGCUUUGCACUGGCUCAAGGAAAAUACAGUGGUGGCUAGGAUUAGCAAGAUGGAUGUAAGGGGACUUUGAUAACUUAAAAUUGUCCAGAUGCACCCAGUGAGAAGUAUAUUUCAUGAAGCCAGCAUCAUUGAUCAUGGUGUGGUUUUAGACUAGGGUGCCCAGUGCAAGUGCUGCCUUUGUGACUCAGGCCAAGCCAGACGCUAAUAGAGAGGCAGCCUCUGUCCUCUGGACACAGAGAAUCUGGGUUGAGGAUCUACCCACUUCAUAAGAAUAUAAGUGAUAGUAGUGACAGCCAUGGCUAACCGAACCCUUCUGUGUGUUUCAGAGGAGUGGUCUCUAGCCCUGCAGUUCACUUUUUAGUUAGAUAUUACUGUCCUUUGUGACUGUGUAUGACUUGUUCCAAGUUAAAGUUAAUUUGUUUCAAGUUAAAAACUUGUUCUAAAUCACUCAAGUAGUCAGUGGAUUCCAAACCGUGUCCUCUCCCCGGGCCAUGUGACCUCCCCGGUGACACUCCAUGACCACUCCAUUCUGAAAUGGGAAGAAAAUCCUCUCAGUACAUUCAGAGCUUCAA